This is a messenger RNA of Melampsora larici-populina 98AG31, 1059 nucleotides long. RefSeq lists its product as uncharacterized. Bases 1 to 1059 code for a protein of 352 amino acids. The transcript is spliced from 16 exons. The record is from RefSeq and is a predicted model, not a curated record. Lineage: Eukaryota; Fungi; Basidiomycota; Pucciniomycetes; Pucciniales; Melampsoraceae. Gene Ontology annotation, molecular function: peroxidase activity.
AUGAGGACUGAAAUGUCAAGAUUGAUUGUAUUGGUCAUCAGCACUUUCACUAUGCAUAUCGCUGCUUUACCGCAAUUUGCUAGUCAAAUCCGCCCACGUUCCGGUGUUCCAUUGCCCAGUGUUUUGCGCUUUGAAUCCCGAGCCUCGAUUAAGUUGCCUAUAAAUUCAACCGCGAUCUUGAAUGCUAUUCCCACCAGUUUCAACUUGGCGCCUGCUAUAAGUGUGGGAAGAAAAAUCAUUCCAGAUGCGGCUCAUCCAUUUAUUGCACCCGGACCUACUGAUGUUCGAGGCGGAUGCCCAGGACUCAAUUUGUUAGCCAAUUAUGGAUUUCUCCCUAGAAACGGGAUUACCGAUAUGACUACAUUAUUAUACGCAGCGGAAGAAGGUUUCGGCUUCUCGACAGACUUGGCUUCAAUCUUGGUAGCCUUUGCUUUGAAAACAUGCGUAGAUUUGACGACUCUGAAAAUGUCUAUUGGUGACACGGAUGCCAGGACCGAUGGUCCUUUGACGUUUUUGUUAGGAAGGGCACCAGGAUUAUUCUCACCUACGACUCACAAUGAAUAUGAAACAACGGACGAUGCCUACUUCGCGGGGGGGCAAACAGAUCAAUUCAAUGGCUCGAGAUGGAGAACCUGGUAUCAACUAGCAGGGUUGAUUCCAUGUUUGCGAUUUGACAUCAUCAAGUACAAUUUGUGUCGAAACUCAAAUCCUCAGUGCCAUUGGGCUGUAGUAGACCAGAUUGCGUUCUAUAUCGCCCAAUGCUUGGUUCCGACUAUCAUGCCGUCAGCUGGAGCGGACGGACUGCCCGGACCAGCAUUGUCAGAUUCCAUCAAUCAGUUCAUGGGGAUAGUGAAACAGUCCGAUGGGACUUUUACUCGUGGGCAUUCGCAUUUCCCUCCCGGUCCAGAGGGCGUUUGGUAUAGACGAACGAUACCACUCACUACGGCCGAGCUCGCUGUAGCUGGUGCUCUCUCGUUGACAUCUCUUUGCCUGAAUUUGGCUCUAAUGAUGGAACACUCGGGAAUUGGAAUGCUGACCCAACUCAACUGCCAAACGUGA